CUCUUAGUUCUGGAUUAUCAGAGAAGCACAUCUCAGCACAAAUCCUCAAUUCAAGCUAGGCCCAAAGCCUAAGAAUCCGCAGCCACUAAACGUGAGUUACUCAAGCUCAAACUACUAAAAAUAGUAGCACAGUAGCUAGCAAACAAAACUCAUUGAUCCCGUAGUCCCGGCAUACUGUGAGAAACCUGUACCAUGGUUCUCUCUCUCAAAAGACUGUUAUGUUCCAUGCCGUUGCAUAAAAUAUACAGUAAAGUUACUUCAAGUUUACUUCAUAAAAUCUUCUGUGGACAUUCCAUUAUUUCUCCCUGCAGUUUGUGGGACAGUUGGCGGUAGGACCAUUACAUUGAGGAAACCUCACCCUGGCGUCACGACAAUUAAGGGUUAACACCAAUAUACCCUACACUAUCACCAGCACCACCCCAUCACCACAACUCUUUUGGCAUCACGAACAGGAUACGGGUGUGUGCCUACAGCUAUUCAGCCACCAUUAUUGCAAAGGCCAUAGUCCUCCCCCUAUCAAGAAAUGUGCUAUAUGAACUGUCCGGAAUUGUAGCAUAAGCAAUUAAAAUUAAGCCCAGAAGUGCACGGGACUUUGCUGUCGAGAUUGUGCUUAACUGGGGCAAACGAAAAAGUAAGGUGGGAGGUGAAGAUUGUCUUUCUGUGGCCAUGUGUAUAAUUCGCAGCCAAGCCAUGCUGAGCUCUACACUGCAACAAGUACCUCAAAGAGUUAAAGAUUAACCAGAGAAGCGCGCAAAAAUGUCCCGCGCUGGUCUGUGACCCGCCCCUGUGCAUGGACACCAAGUACACGUUGCAAUGCCGAAGUAGAACUGUAAUCUUUUGCUUGUGUUUGCCUGGGGACAGGAAGUCAGAGCUGCACUGAUGACGUCCUUCCGCUGGCGGCCAUCCUGUGGGAGCCCCAUAUAAAAGAAGCCAAGCGGCCAUACCUCUACAGUCUGGAGAUGGCAGCGAGGAGUACAGACAAGGUGGAACCAGUGCUACACAUGAAGAGAGUCCUAAGAUGGCGCCGACUCAGAGAAAAGUUGCCGCAGCCGCAGCGCAACUUUUUCAGGAUCUUGCCAACCGCUUGCAGCAGUUGUCCCUUGGGGCCGAGGAGGCCUACAACCUACCACAGCUACCGGAGGACGACGAGUGGCCGGCUACCACCCGGGACAUCAGAGGCGACAUCACCGGUGACACUGUCCCCUCACCACCGGACAUGGUGGUCUUGGGCCGAGAUCCUGACGGAAGACUCGGAUGUGAGUACCCUGGCGGAAGCCAAUUGCUCUUCCCCAUCCAGCCCAGAGCCAGAGAUCCCCUUGUCCCAAGUCACCCUGCCGAGUGCACGCCCACGCUCAUCCCCUCUCCCGAAAUGGCUGUUCGGCGAUGAGCCUGAGCUAAUUCAGUACAUAUGGGACCAUGUUCUUCCCCAGCCAGGGAAGUCCCAUCCUCCGGUCCCCACAGCUCAGUUAGAAAGGGCCCGCAGGGAGGCUGAAAUUGACAGUAUAAUGGAGAAGCUGAAGGCUGAACACCGAGAGCGAUAUGAGCCGAAGCGCCUCUCAUAUGAAGAAAGGGUGAAGCAGCAGAGUGAUACAAAAAAAUUGGAGGCUCUGUAUAUAAGAAUGUUGGACUACAUACGAGAGGGUGAAGCACCCAUUGAGCGCCAACGUGUGACCGUGGUGAAAUUUGAUAAAGCCAGAGGUUUUGGUACCCUCCUAGAUUGCAGACAUGGGGGAACCAUCCUGGUGAACAGAAGGGCCAUUCAACGGGACUAUUUGCCCAAAAGUUAUCACUCCCUGGAGUGGGGAGAGAACGUUGAUUACACCCCUGUCCAAAGUCUGCGGGGUGAAUGGGUUGCAGCAGUCACGAGUCCCAAGAAUCCUACUCAACUUCCUUUUACUUAUUUCCUCUCGGAUGACUGGGAGGCAGACCCACAUGGUAUCCGGCCGAUGAGGCUGCCCAACACAGCCGAUGAAGAGGAAGGAUUCAGAGCACCUGUUAUGCAUCCUAAGUAUCUGCCAAAGUCUUAUUCUUCUGCAGCAGCUCCAGCAGAGGAUGUGCCCAGGCCUACUCCACCUGAGGAGGUGUGGCCUAAACAGUGGGCACCAACCACAGAUGUGCCUAGGCCUACUCCAUGCCCAGAGGUUUGGCCUGACCAACAGGCACCGACGGAAGUGCCGCAUCCUACUCCACUUAAGGAGGUGAGGCCGGAUCAACCGGCACCAACAGUGUUCCUAGUGACCUCAGCAGCGGCCAUUAACUUUGUGGUGAGCGUUAACCCCUCUGUUUCACAGUCAAGGCUCACUAAUGUUUCAUGGGACACUGCAAUUCAUCCCAUGAGGGAGUCCUCACCUCACGCUCCUCGCUAUAUGUCCCAAAGCAAGAAGCAGUCAGACCGACUGUUCUGUUCCUGAUAUCACCUGUACAAGAAGCAAAGUGCCUGGCAGGACUAUGCCAUGAAAGUUUCUGGUUUAGCAACGUAACCACUUAAGCUUUUGCCCGGCCCCUGGCCGAGAGACUCCUUGUCCGAGGAGAUCUGUGUAAGUGUGUGCCCGGCCUUGGUACAGCCGUGUUAUAUUAUGGACUCAUAACACAGGUGGACUGCUGAUCCUUGUGUGUCUUUUUACUGUAAAUAUCCACAUAGUAAUAUAUUUUGUGUGCAAAAGUGUACACCUUGCUAUCAGGUAAACAUUACCUGGAAUAUCUUUACAUUGUGCUGCUAUUAUGUAACCUUAGUGUGCUAAUAAAUAAA
Hyla sarda is the source of this 2749-nucleotide messenger RNA. RefSeq lists its product as uncharacterized. NCBI's taxonomy places the organism in Eukaryota, Metazoa, Chordata, Amphibia, Anura, Hylidae. The coding region runs from base 960 to 2411 and encodes 483 amino acids. The transcript has 2 exons. The record is from RefSeq and is a predicted model, not a curated record.